AUGGAUGGACUGUCAUCUGCAGCCAGCGUUAUCGCGGUCAUACAACUGGCGGGGAGUAUUGUGAAGAUUUGCGGCGACUACAUCCAAGAGGUAAAAAAAGCUAGGGACGAAAUUUUAGAGCUUCAGCAAGCCGUCACGGAUCUCGAAGGAGUUCUCCGGGAGCUGAAUGUGAAAGAAAUCGUAUCAGAUCUUCAGGGAUACAAAUCAACAUUCACGUUAUCCUUAAAUAUUGAUCAAGUAGCCGUCGUCGCCGGUAUACAUGAGACUACCGACCGAAUCGACUAUCGUACAAGCCUAAGCCAAUUACUAGUGGCACAGGGGGCCCAGUUCGACUCGUAUGAGAACCAACAUGAGGAUUAUUGUCUUCCGGGCACCAGAGUAGCCCUCCUGCGUCAAAUUGAGGAAUGGGCUAGUUCUCCGAGCGGAAAAGGCAUUUUCUGGUUGAAUGGUAGAGCUGGGACUGGCAAAUCAACCAUCUCGAGAACGAUAACACAGACUUUGAGCAAGACCAAUCUACUCGGAGAAAACUUCUUCUUUAAAAGGGGUGAAGGGGAUCGGGGGAAUGCGACAAAGUUGUUGCCGACGAUUACAAGACAACUAGUGAGGAGCAUUACUGGGCUAUUCCCCGGUGUCCAGAAAGCACUUCAAGACAACUCUGACAUUUCAAAAGAGGACUGA
This is a messenger RNA of Penicillium crustosum, 678 nucleotides long. RefSeq lists its product as uncharacterized. The transcript has 3 exons. Lineage: Eukaryota; Fungi; Ascomycota; Eurotiomycetes; Eurotiales; Aspergillaceae. The coding region runs from base 1 to 678 and encodes 225 amino acids. The record is from RefSeq and is a predicted model, not a curated record.